Ceutorhynchus assimilis (cabbage seed weevil) is the source of this 891-nucleotide messenger RNA. The record is from the annotation of a GenBank genome assembly. NCBI's taxonomy places the organism in Eukaryota, Metazoa, Arthropoda, Insecta, Coleoptera, Curculionidae.
CAACAUUCUAACCUCACAUAUUAUUAUUUUUUUUUUCAAAUUUGAAAUCCCUGCCGACCCUGCCUAGUCCCUAGUCCUAGACCUAGUCGCCUAGUAAAGUUCUUGUUGUAAAAAAAGCUUCCGGGGGGCCCUAUAUUUGUUCAAAUAAAAAUGGGGAUCAUCGCUAGCAAUUCCUAUUUAGCAAUUUUUGGAGCGGGUACUUUUGUUGGAGCCGCUUGGACUUAUUUUAUCCUGAAAUUGGGGGCAAGCAACUGGCACAGAUUUAGAGUUAAAAACUCUUCAGAUGGAAAAAAAGAGAAUUUUUGGGAUAAUGGUAUGGAAGAAAGAUAUCAGUUUGAAGACACAGACGACGAAUUUCGAUUAAUCUUAGGAGUAAGAAAUGACCUCAAAAUGCAAAAAGGCAAAGUUGCCGCUCAAUGUGGCCACGCCGCUAUGGCUGCUUAUGCAAAAACAUUAAAUAAUAGGAAGUUGCUCCAAAAUUGGCUCAAACAUGGGGGCACUAAAAUUGCAUUAAGAGUAGACUCUGAAGAGCAGUUAUUGCAACUUGAUAGCAAGGCAAAGCAAAUGAAUGUAUUGAGCUCUAUUAUAAGAGAUGCUGGUCAGACUCAAGUAGCACCAGGUACCAGAACUGUGAUAGCAAUAGGCCCAGCCCCAAAAAGUGUAUUAGACAAGAUUACGGGCAACUUAAAGUUGUAUUAAAAUCAAAUAAAUACCUAUCCAUAUUCUUUCAUGAAAGUAUGUGAUUUAUAAAACAAACAAGGAACAAAGUUAUAAAACUUUACUGUUACCUUACAUAUUGAAAGGUCAAUGUUAAUAUAACAGAUUUUAUUAUGAAACAACCUUGUCAAUUGUGUUUUAUUUUAUUGUAUGGAAAUUUUUCAUGGAGAGCCA